GGUCAAAUCUUCAUCGUGACCAUAUGAGGACGAGGCAUGCAGAAACAGCAUGCCCUCUCGGCUUGAAAUGUCAAAAGACAGACUGUUGCCUUCCUAUCACUUGCAGAAAUAGUGGUCAUACAGUGGAUGAAUUACCAUUCCCUCCAUGCUCCAGCUCGACUCUAAUAAGCGCUUGAUUGUUCACAAAAAUGGGGAGGAAAAAACCAGAGAGGGUAAAAAGAUAGAAAUCCAUUUGUAAGUCUGGGCUGUGGCUAUUUGCAUGGUGAUAAAGGCCCUGAGUGUUCUGCAGUGUCUCAGACAAUAGAGCCUGUGUUUGUUCUUCCCCGGGAAGUGUGAGAAGGGCAGAAAAGGGGAGAGAAGAAGAAGAAAAGGGGAGGUCGUCAGUGGAGGGGAUUACGCAUUGUAAGAAACACGCGCAUUCGCUUCUGCUAUUGUGGUGACUGAAUUGCUUUCCAGUACCAAGGCAUUUAGUUAAGCAGAUUGUGUUUCUUUACACCCCAUGAUGAUCUCUCUUGGCGGCGGUUGGUGACAAGUGGCUUGGGGGACAGCAGAAUCACACAGAACAGAGACAGGAGUAUGCAUACACACCACAUCAUAACAAGAUGGGAUACAGUACUGCCGGGAUCAUGAAUUACUGUGCUGUUGAAUGAAGAAUUGGUAACACUGGACUUGUGAAACUUCCAUCUUGUGUCCAAUAACCAUGGAAAGUGCAGAGGAAAUGCACGGAUGGACAGUAAAAAUGAGCAUGCCCAGUGUUUUGGCCAUGGUUACGGUCUUUUCUAUGAUUCCUGGCGGGGUGCUGAGCGAUAUGAGAGGUACUCAGGGUCUGGAAGCCCAACAAUUGGCCCAGGGGUCCACUCAAAUGCAUCGUCGCCUGAAGAGAGGCUGGAUCUGGAAACAGCUGUUUGUCCCCGAGGAAGAUCCCACUCCUCGCGUUAUUGGCCAGCUCAAAUCUGACUAUGACCGAGGCGAGUUUACCAUCAAGUACAUAUUAUCAGGAGAAGGCGCCGGUGAUGUCUUUGAGAUAGAUGAGUAUUCUGGUGAGAUCCGGGCACUGAAGAAGCUCGACCGAGAGGAAAAGGCCUUCUAUGUCCUUCAAGCCCAGGCUAUCAACAGGAGGUCCAAUGAACCAGAGGAACCCCAGUCAGAGUUCAUCAUCAAGGUGCAGGACAUCAAUGACAAUGUCCCACAGUUCGUGAACGAACCGUAUGUGUCCAGCAUCCCUGAGAUGUGUCCAAUGGGGACCACAGUGGCCCAGGUGACAGCCACAGAUGCUGAUGAUCCCAUGUUUGGAAACAACGCCAAGCUCAUCUACUCCAUCCUGCAGGGGGAGCCCUACUUCUCUGUGGAGCCAAAGACCGGGAUUAUUUUAACAUCUUGGCCAAACAUGGACCGCGAGGCCAGAGAACAGUACCUGGUGGUGGUGCAGGUGAAAGAUAUGCUGGGCCUCAGUGGCGGUUACUCCUCUUCCACCACUGUCACUGUCAGCCUGACUGAUGUCAACGACAAUGGACCCAUAUUCCAGCACCACCUGUACACCUUUGCCGUCCCUGAAAAUGCAGCUGUGGGCACCACAGUCGGCAGGUUUAUGGCACAGGAUGGAGACACUGGCAUCAAUGCCAGGAUGACCUACAGUCUGGAGCCUGACCUGGAGGAAAGCUCCACUUUUGUCAUCAAAACAGACCCAGUGACACAGGAGGGAGUGGUUCUGCUAGCCAAGCCUUUGGACUAUGAAACUAAAAGGCGUUUUGUAAUGGCCGCAGAAGCAGUCAAUGAUCACGUGGACACUCGGUUUCUGACUCUGGAGGAGUUCACGGACAGGACAACGCUUAAGAUUGUUGUGGAGGAUGUGGACGAGCCGCCAGUCUACCUCUCAGCGGUCUACGAGUGGAAAGUUCCUGAAAAUGCAGCUGUGGGAACUGUGGUUGGCAGUGUCAGUGCCAGAGAUACUGACGCAGUCAACAAUCCCAUCAGAUAUUCAAUUGACAAAAGGAGUGAUAAACCAAAAGCUUUCAAAAUAGACCCAAACAAUGGAACUAUAACUGUUGCUAAAGCUUUGGACCAAGAGACUGCAAACUGGCACAAUGUGACUGUUGAAGCCAAGGAAACAACGCAGAACCAUUUAUCCUCCUCUGUGGUGGUGUUCAUCAAAGUGCUGGACAUAAACGACAAUGUGCCAAGGCUUGCAAGAGAUUACCAGCCAUAUAUCUGUGAGGGAACACAGGCGGGAGAAGUCAUUCAGUUGCUCAGUGCUGUUGAUCCGGACGAUCCUGUGGAGGGACACCACUUCUACUACUCUAUGGUCCCUGAGAAGCACAUCAAUCCAAACUUCACUAUUAGAGACAAUCAAGACAAUACAGCCGGCAUUGUGGCCCGCAGGAGUACAUUUACCCGCAAGGAUCGAACACAGUAUCUCCUGCCUGUUGUGGUGACGGACAGCGGCUCUCCAGCACUCUCCAGCACCAGCACUUUGACCAUCAACGUGUGCAGCUGCCAGACUGCCGGCCAUUGUCCCACCGGGGGGGUAGAGGCCCUCGCCCUGUCCAUGGGGGUCAGCCUGCAAACCUUGUUUGGGCUUCUGAUCUGCCUUGUCACACUCACUGUGCUGUCAAUUCUAAUGCUGAUGGUGAGGAGGCACAGGCAGAAGCAGCAGGAGGGAUUGGAGGUGGAGGUGAAAGAGCUGGAGCUGCCUGAGAUGGUGUCGCAGAAGGUGCUGUAUUACGGAGAACUAGGGGGUGGAGGAGCAGGCCUGGACUUCUGCCAGCCCAGCGUACCGCUGCGCCACCACCCUAGGAGAAGAGACAGGAGGCUGCGGAGGGAGGAUGUCAGGGCCAGCAUACGCAUGUCCCUCAGAGAAUCCCACCUCAUUGGUCCGGACGAUGAGCUCUUCAGACAGUUUAUUUUGGACAGGCUGACAGAGGCAGAUCAGGAUCCUUACGUUCCCCCAUUUGACUGCCUAAAAACCUAUGCAUAUGAGGGGUCCGGGUCUCCCACAGGGUCACUGAGCUCACUGGAGUCAUCUUCUUUAGAGCUUGAACCUGAGCAACGUCUUUGUAAUCCCAGACCCUACGUGGUUAAACUCACCCCUUGGUAUGGGGGAGAAGACAAAGACACUAUAUUCUGAGGGGUUCUUCUUCUUCUCCUUAAAUGGCUGUUCUUCUAAUCUUUGCACGGUGGACCUGUUCAGUUCAUUUCCAAUGACAUGAUGUUGCACUUUCAACAUUUUUAACAUUUUGAAAACUAUGCUUAUUCUCUUUCUUGCCCAGAGUUAGAUGAGAUGAUGGAAAUCCCUCUCAUGUGUGUACAGUAAAGUGUGUACAGUAAGCAAGAGCAGCAUCUUAGCUUAGCUUAGCAUGAAUACUGGAUACAGAGUGAAACUGCUAGCCUGACUCUUUCUUUGAAGGCUUGAGAGGUGCUGGUAUGCUUAAUUUCUUCUUUGUGGCUUUUCCCCUCUGUUCCCGGUCUUUAUGCUAAGCUAAGCUAACUGGCAGCUAGCUGUAGCUAUAUCUUUAUCAUACAGACAUGUAAGUAAUAUUUCAUUCUCAUGCUACUCACAGCGAAAAAGGGGGGUGUAUUUCAAAAUAUGUUGAUCUAUUCCUUUAAACAUAGAAAUCAAACCGUAACAAUAAUAAUUUCAUGUGUGCCUUGCAUAUCUGGACCCAUUUUUGUUUUCUGUAUUUUUUUUUUCAAAUUCUGUGUAUAACUUUCAACAUGGAUAACAUGUUACAGCAACAAAGGAGUUUGAGCAGAUGUUUAACUUUGUAUGUCAGAUAUAAAUGUUUAUGUUAAACUAUGUCUCAGUGCCUUAAAGUCAAAGGGCAAGGGGUUUCUUCCUACACUCACUCUAAUGCAACAAUCAAAUGCCAUUCAUUAAAUGUCAUCUAUGCUAUACAUUUGUACUACUGUCCCAUCCCAUUCCCACAAAGAAAUCUUUUCCCAUCCCAAUCCAGGAAGAAUGACUCCUAUCCUGUCGUGUUUUUUUGCAUAUAAUAACUGACCUAUUAUAAUGAAUCCCAUCCUGCCUGCUCCUGUUGACUUUUUUCCCUUUCCUGAUCUUGUUACGUGAUGAACAGUAAAAUUGACACCCUGAAAAAAUGUGAGCCUCUAGUCUGUUGUAGAAAGAGCAAAUAUUUACAAGACUAUUCUCACUUGUGUUUUUCCUGACAGGCAACCUCUUGUGGUUAUGCAAAUAGUUUUACAAAUCGCAACAGAGAAAUCCUACUUAUGCUGCCUUUAGUGCUGUGUACACUUAACAAGUUGUCAUGUUAAUCCCACAUUUGCCGCUUAGAGAGGACGGUCACACAACAUUCAAAGUUCACCCCACUUCUUCCUUGGCUCAACGACACCAGAAGCGCCCGCCCCCCGACUUGUGCUCGCCAGCGGGUGAAAGCCAACCCCAGAUUCACUCUCAUUUUGGAACGAGUUUUGUCUGCUUGGUGUUUUUUCCUGCGCUGUAUCUGCCAUUUUUGUAGCUUCCUCUUGGAUGUGUGAUUGCGCGUACGUGGGGCCAACACUCCCAUUACCCAAAGGCUGAUGCCCAGAAAUGAAAAUAAAGAGAAAUUACAGCAGGAGGGCAGGGUCUUCUCAGAUUUAUACACACUUUUAGUGGGUCAUAAGUUAUGAUUGAUAGGGAUGCUUUUUUUGUGAGUCUAGCCAUAGCUUUUUAGGAUAAGCCUACUCAUUCUUCCUUUUUACUCCAGAAGCUGCAGGCUUGCAUUCUUUGUUCUACCAAGGUAAAGGUUUGUUGUUUUGUUAUUCCUUAACCCUGACCCUUCCCCAACCUUUAAAGCUGCUUUCAUUUAUUUUUGUGGUCCACCCAGUGGAGCAAGCUGAAGAAACGGUAUUAUCACAUUAUGAAGUUGUUGAAGAAUGCAACAAUGGGAUUCAUGCUUGAAUUAUUACACUUAUUACAGUGUGACAAUAUUACAAUGAUUGCAUAAUACCUACAGUAUUAGUAUUAAAAAAACUGUUAAACUUUCAAACCAGGCAAAGAUUGGUACUUACUUAUAGAACUGAGCGCUACUUGGCUCCUUCACUAUCUGUAAUAUUAUUCACUUCUGUUUUAUAUUUGGUAUUUUGGUGUGUACUGUACAUAAUGUGUAUU
Messenger RNA from Etheostoma spectabile (orangethroat darter), 5104 nucleotides. It is a transcript of the gene cdh19, whose product is annotated as cadherin 19, type 2. Gene Ontology annotation, molecular function: calcium ion binding; beta-catenin binding; cadherin binding. Gene Ontology annotation, biological process: adherens junction organization; multicellular organism development; cell migration. The transcript has 12 exons. The coding region runs from base 701 to 3124 and encodes 807 amino acids. Gene Ontology annotation, cellular component: adherens junction; catenin complex; plasma membrane. NCBI's taxonomy places the organism in Eukaryota, Metazoa, Chordata, Actinopteri, Perciformes, Percidae. The record is from RefSeq and is a predicted model, not a curated record.